Messenger RNA from Acinonyx jubatus (cheetah), 4566 nucleotides. RefSeq names its product outer dynein arm docking complex subunit 2 (gene ODAD2). The record is from RefSeq and is a predicted model, not a curated record. Gene Ontology annotation, molecular function: protein binding. The transcript has 20 exons. Bases 166 to 3381 code for a protein of 1071 amino acids. NCBI's taxonomy places the organism in Eukaryota, Metazoa, Chordata, Mammalia, Carnivora, Felidae.
GAGCUUUCCUCCGCGGGGCGGCGACGCUCUGCGCGGGCGCCGGGCGUUUCACUGGCGUCCUAGCAACGGGCGGGUGCGCGGCGAGCGGCGCCGGACGCAGUGCGGGCGCGGAGCUGGGCGCUGCAGUGCGUGUGCUAAGCUCAGGUUUGAGCAUUGACUGAUACUAUGGGCAUGGCGCUGACCAGGUCGGCGCAGUGGACCACUGCCGGAUACGGGACCAGAACCUUGGAAAUUACUCCUCUCAAUGAAGCAAUAUUGAAAGAAAUUAUGAUGUUUGUGGAGAGCUUUAUCUACAGAUAUCCCCAGGAGGCAAGAUAUGUUUUUGUGGAACCACUCGAAUGGAAAACAGACUUGGACCCCUCGGCAUUUGAAUCAGGUUAUAUUGUCGGUGAAACAACAGUCAAAUCAGAAGAAGUGGAUGAAAAUGGACAGCCUUUGCUGUUUCUCUCUGUACCUCACAUUAAAAUCAGGAACUUUGGGCAGCUGUCACGUUUUUUACUUAUUGCCAAAGAUACAAAGCUGAAGGAAGCACAGGCGUGUGUUGAAGCUAACAGAGAUCCUGUAGCAAAAAUCCUGGGUUUAGAUUAUAAUACAAUGAAAGAAGACACAUCCACGGUAAACAUUCUUGAUAAAGUUACCAAAGGUGAAGAUUCUGAAAAUGAGAUUAAGAUGAAGAUCGCCAGGCUGCUCAGCCAACUGGAUCUGCACCUCCUGAACCAUUCUCUAAAACAUAUUUCACUAGAAAUAAGUUUAAAUCCCACAAGUGUUAAGAACGAUAUAGAAAUGCUGAAAAAUUUCUCAGGAAAAGGAGAACAAACUGUCUUGGAAUCUAUCAGCUAUACCUCAGAUUAUGAAUUUUCAAAUGGAUGUAGAGCCCCACCUUGGAGACAAAUUCAUGGAGAAAUUUGUUAUGUGCUGGUGAAACCACACGAUGUUGAAACUCUGUGCAUUACUUGUAGUGCAGAAGGAGUAUUUUUAAAUGGUGGCAAAACAGACAAUGAGGGGGAAAUUAAUUAUGAGAGAAAAGGUGAAAUUUAUAAAGACCUUGUCACAUUUUUAAAAGAAAAAUCAGCAAAAUUUUCAGAAAAUAUGUCUAAACAGGAGAAGAGAUUCAGCGACAAAAAGGAAAAGAAAGAACCAACUAAUGAGCCACCUGAGAAGGAAGAAGCAGCCCCCGUUCAGAAAGCUAUUACUGGUUCAGGCAAGAGAACACUGGAGAAGAACCAAAUUAAUUUUGGGAAGAGUCAAAUGACCAAGAGAUUAGAGCCAAGUUUAAGGUGGAAGGCUACCGUUCGUUUCAAAGAGUACAGAAGCCUACUAAGAGACCCCCAAGAGGAGAAACACAGAAGAAGACCUGAAAGGUCAGGGCCACCUGUUAAACCCGGAAGAGCGCAGUUAGUUCGUAAGAGUACUGAGAAGAUUGAGGAAAUCGUUAGUGAGAGCUCCUCAGAGAGUGAGGAAGAUGAAGAACCACUUGAUCGUCAGGAAGCAAAUGCAGAUUUGCCAUCAGAAUAUUGGCAAAUUCAGAAGCUGGUGAAAUAUUUAAAGGGAGGAAAUCAGACAGCCACAGUGAUCGCACUGUGUUCAAUGAAGGAUUUCAACUUAGCGCAAGAGACCUGCCAGUUGGCAAUCAGGGAUGUUGGAGGCCUUGAAGUUUUAAUAAAUUUGCUUGAUACAGAUGAAGUCAAAUGUAAAAUUGGUUCAUUAAAAAUCCUGAAGGAAAUCAGUCAUAAUCCUCAAAUCAGACGUAAUAUUGUUGACCUUGGGGGCUUACCAGUUAUGGUUAAUACACUUGAUUCUCCACAUAAGAGUCUGAAAUGUUUGGCAGCUGAGACAAUCGCAAAUGUUGCCAAGUUUAGAAGAGCCCGACAGGCAGUGAGACGCUACGGGGGUAUCACCAAACUGGUCGCUCUACUCCACUGUGGAAAGAGUUCAGCAGAACUGGCUCAAUCGAGUCUGUAUGAUGCCAGAGACGUGGAAGUGGCUCGCUGUGGGGCUCUGGCAUUGUGGAGCUGCAGUAAGAGUUACACAAAUAAAGAAGCCAUUCGUAAAGCUGGGGGCAUUCCUUUGUUGGCUCGCUUACUGAAGACAUCUCAUGAAAACAUGCUAAUUCCAGUGGUAGGGACAUUGCAAGAAUGUGCAUCAGAGGAAAACUACCGAGCUGCGAUCAAAGCAGAAAGGAUCAUUGAAAAUCUGGUGAAGAACCUAAAUAGUGAGAACGAACAAUUGCAGGAACACUGUGCCAUGGCCAUCUACCAGUGUGCUGAGGAUAAGGAAACCCGUGAUCUCGUUAGACUGCACGGAGGUCUUAAACGCCUGGCCAGUCUGCUCGAUAACACGGACAAUAAAGAACGGUUGGCUGCUGUCACUGGGGCAAUAUGGAAAUGUUCCAUCAGCAAAGAGAAUGUGACCAAGUUUCGGGAAUACAAAGCCAUUGAAACUUUGGUGGGACUUUUAACUGACCAGCCCGAAGAGGUACUUGUGAAUGUGGUUGGUGCAUUGGGAGAAUGUUGUCAGGACUAUGAAAAUCGCGUCCUUGUCCGGAAAUGUGGUGGCAUUCCACCACUCGUGAACCUCCUCGUUGGAGUAAACCAAGCUCUUCUUGUCAAUGUCACAAAAGCAGUUGGUGCUUGUGCAGUAGAACCUGAAAGUAUGAUGAUAAUUGAUCGCUUAGAUGGAGUUCGUUUGUUGUGGUCCCUCCUGAAGAAUCCUCACCCGGAAGUGAAGGCCAGUGCAGCAUGGGCCCUCUGUCCCUGCAUCCAAAACACUAAGGAUGCUGGAGAAAUGGUCCGUUCCUUUGUUGGUGGUUUGGAACUUGUCGUCAAUUUACUGAAAUCAGAUAAUAAAGAAGUUUUGGCAAGUGUAUGUGCUGCUAUUACAAAUAUAGCAAAAGAUCAAGAAAAUUUGGCUGUUAUUACAGAUCGUGGAGUUGUCCCUUUAUUGUCCAAACUAGCAAAUACAAAUAAUGAUAAACUGAGGCGUCAUCUAGCAGAAGCUAUUUCACAUUGCUGUAUGUGGGGCAGAAAUAGAGUGGCCUUUGGCGAGUACAAAGCAGUGGCUCCAUUAGUGCAUUACCUGAAAUCAGAUGACCCCAAUGUGCAUCGAGCAACAGCUCAAGCCUUGUACCAACUCUCAGAAGAUGCCGACAACUGCGUCACCAUCCACGAGAAUGGCGCAGUAAAGAGAAGAAAAAUGGAAAAUCUCUUUGAAAAUUGUCAUCUUUGCCAAAGAAAAGUAGAAACACACCUAAGAUGUGUUGCACGAUCAGCCAGGGACGGAUCUGGGAGUGCCGCGGGCGUGAUGCCACACGGUCUGCACCGAUGGAAAUGCAGUGUUUGCACUGUGACUAGGAGAGGCAGCAAAGACGCUUCUUCACAGUGAAGCUGUAUGUUGACAACAAAUUAUCAUAGUCUGCAUAUAUAUCUGGAUGUUAUACACCUUUCUUGCACCAAAAUGUGCCCUCUGUUUUGCUUGUACCAGUCCCGGAAAUCCUCACGGUGGGGGACUCUGGGUCUGAAAGUAGGGCAUGCAAGAUCUGGAUGUACCCAGUGGGUGCCGCUCUUUUGUCAAAGCCAGGGCAAGUCCCCACAUAUACACGUGUAUGUGUAUAUAUGCUUUUACACAGCUGUCGAUGGACAUUUAUUAUUCAAAUUACAUAAAGAAUUAUUACAACUCAAUAAGAAGAUGAGCAACUCAAUUAAAAAUUCGCACAAUUUAUGAAUAGACACUUCAACAAAGAUACAUGGAUGGUAAACAAGCACAUGAAAAGAUGUUCAAAACCAUUAGGCAUCAGGGGAAUGCAAGCCCAAACCUCCUGAGACAUCAGCACAUGUCUGCCGGAAUAGCAGAAAUUCACAAGCCUGACAUACUGAGGGCUGACAAGCACAUGGAGGAACCGGAGCCCUCCUACGCUGCUGAGAACACAGCAUGAGACAGCCACCUUGGGAGACAGCUUGCCAGUUUCUUACAAAACGUGCACUUACCGUACGACCCAGAACCUCUGCUCCCAGGUAUCUGCCCAAGAGGAAUGAAGACAUGUGCACAUAACAACCUCUCUGUGAACAGUUAUACAGCAUGACUCAUAAUCACAAACACAGAAACAAUCAAAAUGCCCCUCAACAGGUGAAUGGAUGAACAAUGACAGGUCCCUCCAGACAAUGGAAUGCUACCCAGCUACAAGAAGGAACAAACCACCAACACAUGCAACAACAGGGACAAAUCUCAAAACCACUAUGCUCAGUGAGAGAAGCCCCAUUUAUAGUUUUGAGGCUGUGUUUCACUCAACUCUCUUCAUUAGGUUUGACUUUUAUUAAAUCAGACCUCCAUGCUUCAGUGCCAUUUCAAGCUUUAGCUCUGACGGUUCCAUUAAAUUAAUAAUUGAUUAUUAAUCAAUUGAUAGUGCUUAUUAAUAAUUAAACCAAAACUACCACCUGACUUAUCUGUAUUUUUCGUAUUUGUUGACUGAAACCCAAAAAUAAAUGAUGUCCUAUCAUAAAAAGAAUAAUUUGAUACUGAAGCCUUUAGACAAGAAUCCAGACAGCUUAUAGGCACUAACGCUGCCACAAG